UAAGAUUUAUAGAAUUAACUAUAAAUCCAUUUAUUUUAGCCAGACUUAAAUAUAUUUUAUUUCUGAGGAUUUUUUCGGAAACACUAUUCCGGAAUCCUACCGGAAAUAAGUUGGCAAAUAGAAUAGCAUUUCCUUUUAUGACGAGGCAAUUUCGGGAGAACGGUGAGAUAACAGUCGAGACAACAUUUUAAUUUUUUAUAAGAUUCAGAAGCUACGGAAAAUAAGUUAAAUUGUAGAAAAAACAUGCCAAAAGAAAAAUCAACGAGGGCGAAAAAGAAGAAGGGAGGUGAUGUUAUGAGAAAGGGGCGAACAAAUAAAAAUGUGGAAGGUCCAGUUGAAUUUCAAGAGCAGACGACAAUGGAGACAUCAACAAAUAACGGAUUUGAGGGAGAAAUGGAUGUAUCACCCAGAGAUGAACCAUCGGGAUUCCGCAUGGAGAAUUCCAGGGAAACCAUUCGAGAACAACAGGUAUGGGUAGUGGGCUCAUCAAUAGUCAAAAGAGCAUUUUUAGCAGCUAGAAUCAGACCAGAUGGAGUUAACUUGGGACUAAUGGAUAGAUUAAAUGUGUCUAUUUGGUGGCAAGGAAAAGGGGGUAUGGGCUGGUAUGAAAUGUACAACAAGAUCAAAACAUUGCUGAAAGUUGCUGACCCUCCUGAUUACAUUAUUCUACAUUGUGGUGGUAAUAAUAUUGGGUACACACCAAUCAAACAGCUUAUACAAGAUAUGAAAGGUACAAUUGACAAAAUUUGGAAACUUUUACCCAAUACAAAGCUUGUAUGGUCACAAAUAUUGCCUAGAAAGAACUGGUAUUCAUCAGAUAGCAUAGAAAAAAUGAAUAAUUCUGCAAAAAGAAUCAACAGUUCAGUGGCGGCUUAUAUAGUAAGGAAUGGGGGAUGUUAUAUCAAGUAUUUGGAUAUCAAACUUGUAAACACAAAUCUUUUUGAGGCAGAUGGGGUCCAUAUAUCAAAUAUAGGCAAUGAAAUUUUUCUCAACAACAUUAGUGCAGGGUUAGAACAAUUUAUAACGAAUGGAUGGCAAGUGUAUCCAAAGUUAUACUAGAAUUUGGACGGGGUAUUUUGUGGCAAGGUCUUGGCUCCAGGAACUAGCCGCUUCCCCCCCCCCCCCCCCCCCCCCCUUGGUGGCGGUGGCUUCAAUGGUUAAUAUUGUAACCAUUUCCGCCAUGUGGAAGAAUGCGCGUCUGGUUCCUGUGAUUGGACAUUGAAUGAUUUGAUUGGACAAUAUUGUAUGUAUUGAAUUAUUUGGUGACAAUUUGGUCACAUAUAUAUAUGAUACACUUUGAUUGCCGCUCACCGGAAUCAUAGUCAUAUGGUUUUUUGUUUAAUUGAAAAUUGACAUUUUAAUGAUUGAUGUUUGGGGGUGAUUGCAAAUCGUCUCAUUGCCGUCAACCGGAAUGAGAAGAUCUGCGAAAUUUGUUGCUUGAUUUUAUGAUAUAACAUUAGGCAAUGAUGUGUUUUUGGCCUGUACCAUUUGGGUGUCAAUACACAGGUGUAAUUUACAUGGUAAAAUUUUAAUGUAAAACUUUAAAAUUUUACUCAUUGCCUAGUUGCCAAGACCAACAACAGCCACAAUGGGGAGGGGGGUGUUGUUAUAAAAUACAAUAAGUGCAAAAAAUAAACUUGUAUAUAGGUAAACAUAAUGUUAUGUCUUUAUUUCCAUCCCAGGACAAGGUCAGCUUACAAGUACAAUGUACACUACAAACUGCUAUCAUUUUGAAGUUUUGCAAGGCUGGUCUAUAAUAAUAAGAUUUAUAGAAUUAACUAUAAAUCCAUUUAUUUUAGCCAGACUUAAAUAUAUUUUAUUUCUGAGGAUUUUUUCGGAAACACUAUUCCGGAAUCCUACCGGAAAUAAGUUGGCAAAUAGAAUAGCAUUUCCUUUUAUGACGAGGCAAUUUCGGGAGAACGGUGAGAUAACAGUCGAGACAACAUUUUAAUUUCCCUUCCCACCCAUCCCAAAAAGUUGUAAGAAUAUGUACUGCGGAAAAUGUUUUCAAUUUUUCAGGUGAGCUCGAUUCUUGGAUAUAGUUCUGGUUAUGGGAAAAGAAACAAAUACAAUGGAGUGUGUUUGAAAAGACUGUCUUGGCAACUUGGGGCCAGAUAAAGUACAUUUUUGAUUACGGAACACAAGAAGAAUGCGCGUCUGGUUCCUGUGAUUGGACAUUGAAUGAUUUGAUUGGACAAUAUUGUAUGUAUUGAAUUAUUUGGUGACAAUUUGGUCACAUAUAUAUAUGAUACACUUUGAUUGCCGCUCACCGGAAUCAUAGUCAUAUGGUUUUUUGUUUAAUUGAAAAUUGACAUUUUAAUGAUUGAUGUUUGGGGGUGAUUGCAAAUCGUCUCAUUGCCGUCAACCAGAAUGAGAAGAUCUGCGAAAUUUGUUGCUUGAUUUUAUGAUAUAACAUUAGGCAAUGAUGUGUUUUUGGCCUGUACCAUUUGGGUGUCAAUACACAGGUGUAAUUUACAUGGUAAAAUUUUAAUGUAAAACUUUAAAAUUUUACUCAUUGCCUAGUUGCCAAGACCAACAACAGCCACAAUGGGGAGGGGGGUGUUGUUAUAAAAUACAAUAAGUGCAAAAAAUAAACUUGUAUAUAGGUAAA
Ostrea edulis (European flat oyster) is the source of this 2611-nucleotide messenger RNA. RefSeq lists its product as uncharacterized. The transcript is spliced from 2 exons. Bases 244 to 1059 code for a protein of 271 amino acids. The record is from RefSeq and is a predicted model, not a curated record. NCBI's taxonomy places the organism in Eukaryota, Metazoa, Mollusca, Bivalvia, Ostreida, Ostreidae. Gene Ontology annotation, biological process: DNA integration; DNA recombination. Gene Ontology annotation, molecular function: DNA binding.